UAAACGGUGUAAACGCACCCAUUAAAACAAUCGAUUGGCCCAAAAAAUAAUUUGAGGUUCGUGUUAUGUAGUUCGGUGUUAAAAUGAACAAAAAGUUAUUCAGUUCGGCACUAAGUUGGGCAAAACUAUCAUAUAGUUUUGUAAACUAUUGCACCCAUGUGCCAAAAAAGUUCACCCAAAAAAUCGGUUUUAUUGGAGAUGGUGCCAUGGCCAAAGCGAUAUGCAGGAGUAUCAAGAGAAAAGGAUUAAUCGAUUACUCUCAGGUGUUCGUAGCAAGUCCCUACCCAAAAAACCUGGACUCCUGGAAAGAACUGGGUACAAACGUAUCGACCAGUAACGCACUAGUAGCCAAAGAGUCAGACGUUGUCUUUUUAGCGGUAAAACCGCACAUUUUAAAAGACGCCGUCGCCGAAAUGGCCUCCAGCGCACUCCUGGAUCAGAUUAAAGACAAACUUUUCGUUUCGAUACUGGCCGGUAUAACUACCGGGGAUCUUGAAGGGUUGCUUUCCAUGUUUGAAAACAGCAGAGUGAUCAGGGUGAUGCCAAACACCCCGAUGCUAGUCGGAGAAGGUUGCACGGUUUAUUGUCCGGGGUCAAAGGCUACCGAAGAUGACCUCGAUCUGGUCCAUAGCAUUCUGGAGGUCACCGGGAUGUGUCAGCGUUUGCCAGAACACAUGAUUAAUGCUGUGGGGGCCGUUUCUGCAAGCGGACCUGCUUUUGUAUAUCUAUUUAUUGAAGCUUUAUCGGACGGAGGAGUGAGAAUGGGACUACACAGAGACAUGGCGACGAGGUUUGCGGCCCAAACGGUUAUGGGAGCGGCUAAGAUGGUCCUGGAAACCAGCAAACACAUGGGAACACUGAAAGACGAGGUGUGUUCCGCUGGAGGACAAACUAUUGCCGGUAUACAUGCGAUGGAAAGAGGUGGUGUCAGAGGUGCUGUAAUGGACGCAGUGGAAGCGGCUGCCCUAAAAGCCGCCGAAUUAGGAAAACAAGGCAAACAAUAAAAUUAUUCUACCGGAUUUUCUAUAAACCAAAAACGUAUUUAUAUUGACCGCAACAGCUGGAUCAAUAAAUCAUUGAAUAUAA
This is a messenger RNA of Anthonomus grandis grandis, 1086 nucleotides long. RefSeq lists its product as uncharacterized. Bases 84 to 1004 code for a protein of 306 amino acids. Gene Ontology annotation, molecular function: pyrroline-5-carboxylate reductase activity. The record is from RefSeq and is a predicted model, not a curated record. NCBI's taxonomy places the organism in Eukaryota, Metazoa, Arthropoda, Insecta, Coleoptera, Curculionidae. Gene Ontology annotation, biological process: L-proline biosynthetic process. The transcript is spliced from 6 exons.